CACUUCAGUGGACCCUGGCUGAGCGCCGCCAUGGCUGCUCAUUGUGAACUGUUGGACGAGCUUCCCGCGGCCUGCCUGUCGCCGUGCGGGCCGCCCAACCCCACCGAGCUGUUCAGCGAGGCGCGGCGCCUGGCCCUCGAGCAGCUGCUGGCCGGUGGUCCCGACGCCUGGGCCUCCUUCCUACGGCGGGAGCGGCUGGGCCGCUUCCUCAACGCCGAUGAGGUGCGCGCGGUUCUGGGCGCCGCUGAGCGGCCGGUCGAGGACGGCGCGGCCGUGGCCGAGGACUCGUUUGGCUCCUCUCACGACUGCUCUUCGGGCACCUACUUUCCCGAGCAGUCGGAUCUGGAGCCGCCGGCCUUGGAGCUCGGCUGGCCCGCCUUCUACCGGGGCGCUUACCGCGGUGCCACGCGCGUCGAGGCGCAUUUCCAGCCCCGCGGCACCGGCGCGGGCGGCCCGUACGGCUGCAAGGACGCGCUGCGCCAGCAGCUGCGCUCCGCCCGAGAGGUGAUUGCUGUGGUAAUGGACGUUUUCUCUGACAUUGACAUCUUCCGAGACCUACAGGAGAUCUGUAGGAAACGGGGGGUGGCUGUGUACAUCCUUCUGGACCAGGCUCUGCUCUCCCACUUUUUGGACAUGUGCAUGGAUCUGAAAGUUCAUCCUGAGCAGGAAAAGCUGAUGACAGUGCGGACUAUUACAGGAAACAUCUACUAUGCAAGGUCAGGAACAAAGGUUGUUGGGAAGGUUCAUGAAAAGUUCACACUGAUUGACGGCAUUCGGGUGGCCACAGGCUCUUACAGUUUUACAUGGACGGAUGGCAAAUUAAAUAGCAGUAACUUGGUAAUUCUGUCUGGCCAAGUGGUUGAACAUUUUGAUCUGGAGUUCCGGAUCCUGUAUGCCCAGUCGAAGCCCAUCAGCUCCAAACUCCUGUCCAACUUCCAGAUCAGUGGCAAGUUUGACCAUCUGGCUAACCAAAAGCCGCAGUCAAAGGAGCCCACAUUGGGCAAUCUGCUACGCAUCCGGCUGGCCAGGCUCUCAAGUACUCCCAAGAAGACCAACCUGAGCCCAGAAGUGCCACCAGAAGACAGAGCCAAAGCCAGGCGCCAUGACUCUGAGGCUUCUACCAUCAGUGAUGGAGACUAUUUUAAUAGCCACAAGGACCAACUAGAGGAUAGUAAGGUAGUGGAUGCCUCUACCCAAACAGAGCCAGGAGAAGAGAUGGCUGCAGUAAGCCUGAGUGAGGUGGGAACACAAACCAGUUCCAGCGUGGCAUGUGUUGGGAUCCAAACAACAGUUGUCACAAGGGCAGCAAGCUCCCAGGCUACAGUGUGGGCUAAGUCCACUGCCACACAGACUGAAGCUGAUGAGAGCUUCCUUCUUCAGGGUGCCCAGUCUAAAGAAGGGUCACCUGCAUCCAAGAUGUCAGUGUCGAGAUCUUCUAGUCUGAGGUCAUCCUCUUCUAUGUCUUCCCAGGGCUCACUGGCAAGCUCUGUCAGUUCCCAUGUUUCCCUAACAGGCCCUGACCUCCACACUCCCGGAUACCCCAAGUAUCUGGGUCUGGGCACCCCCCACCUGGAUCUGUGCCUAAGGGACUCAUUCAGAAAUUUGAGUAAAGAGCGGCAGGUCCACUUCACUGGCAUCAGGUCCCGGCUUAACCAGAUGCUGACCGUGCUGUCAAGGAGAACACUCUUCUCAGAACACUACCUCAGCUACAGUCCCGGAAGCUUCACUAGAGCCUCUAUGAACCUGGUUUCUGUCAGGGACAUAGCACUUUAUCCUCCCUAUCAGUGACUGCUGUGUCCAGUCAACCCCCUUGCGGCCAGCAGAGCCUCCUGCUCUACCAAGUACCACAUGUCCCCAGCCGCCCUCUUACAUCUGACACUGAGUCACCUUUGAAUUUGAGUCUAGACAUUGUCUGAUAUUUUUAUUUUUGUUCUGUAGAAACCACCUGUUCGUUUAAACACUAUGGGUACUUUUUUCCCCUUUUGCACUAUUUUAAUAUAUCUUAAGACUACAUAGGUGUUUUAAGGUUGGCUUGAGAGAUAAAAUACUGCUGUGUAUGUGUGUGUGUGUGUCUUGUCUUAGUGCUUUCAAUCAGCACUUUUUAGGAUCAGAAUCAUAUUUAAAAGUUAAACAGCAUUGUUUCUUAACUGACUUUAUCUUGAAUAUCUGUGUUCUUAGCAUUAAAUAAGUAUAGACAACUUCUUGUUUGCCUGGGGUUGUUUUUUUCUUUCUGGCAACUUUUUUAUCUUUAAAAGUACAUCAUAAAUAAAUGCACCAUAAAAGUA
Molecule: messenger RNA, 2285 nt
Organism: Cricetulus griseus (Chinese hamster)
Lineage: Eukaryota; Metazoa; Chordata; Mammalia; Rodentia; Cricetidae
Source: RefSeq, a predicted model, not a curated record